AUGAUAUUAGAUGAUAGAUUAAGUAAUCUUGAAAGGAAGGUCAAUGAACAAAAUGAAGCUAUAAAAAAAAUAGCAUUAUAUUCAUUAGAAAUUCUCGAUGAAAACGAUAGGCUGUGGAAACAAAUAAUGAAGGAUAUCUUUAUAAAAAAAUAUGGAUCUCUUCACAGGAAAACAAGUGAACCUACAUUGAGAUUUAGAUCAAAAACUCCCCCUCCGCUCAACGAACCAAAUUUUAUAAAGGAAGAGCAGUCACUAAGAGUUAGAAAAAGGAUUGAGGAGUUCAAUAAAGAUAUGGUUUCAUCAAUAUUAAAAAUGGAGAUGGGCCAAAGUCAAAUUUUCUCAAAAAACGGCAGAAAAUAA
This is a messenger RNA of Cryptosporidium ubiquitum, 360 nucleotides long. RefSeq lists its product as uncharacterized. The transcript has a single exon. NCBI's taxonomy places the organism in Eukaryota, Apicomplexa, Conoidasida, Eucoccidiorida, Cryptosporidiidae. The coding region runs from base 1 to 360 and encodes 119 amino acids. The record is from RefSeq and is a predicted model, not a curated record.